Molecule: messenger RNA, 1347 nt
Organism: Phyllostomus hastatus (greater spear-nosed bat)
Lineage: Eukaryota; Metazoa; Chordata; Mammalia; Chiroptera; Phyllostomidae
Gene: EXOSC6
Product: exosome component 6
Exons: 1
Coding region: 23-841 (272 amino acids)
Biological process (GO): rRNA catabolic process; U4 snRNA 3'-end processing; poly(A)-dependent snoRNA 3'-end processing
Cellular component (GO): nucleolus; cytoplasmic exosome (RNase complex); nuclear exosome (RNase complex)
Source: RefSeq, a predicted model, not a curated record
GGCUAGCUAGCCAAGCGCCGCCAUGCCCGGGGACCACCGCCGUAUCCGCGGGCCCGAAGAGUCGCAACCGCCGCAGCUGUACGCGGCGGACGAGGACCAGGAGCCCGACGCCCGUGAUCCAACUCGGCUGCGGCCUGUGUACGCGCGCUCUGGGCUGCUAAGCCAGGCCAAGGGCUCGGCCUACCUGGAGGCGGGAGGCACUAAGGUGCUGUGUGCGGUGUCCGGCCCGCGCCAGGUCGAGGGUGGCGAGCGCGGCGGUGGCCCGGCGGGAGCCGGAGGCGAGGCCCCAGCCGCGCUGAGGGGACGUCUGAUCUGUGACUUCCGCCGUGCACCCUUUGCGGGUCGCCGGCGCAGCCCUCCCCAGGGCAGCGGCGAGGAACGCGAGCUGGCGUUGGCCCUGCAGGAGGCUUUGGAGCCGGCUGUGCGCCUGUGCCGCUACCCACGUGCGCAGCUCGAAGUGUCAGCUCUGCUGCUGGAAGACGGUGGCUCGGCGCUGGCAGCCGCUCUCACGGCCGCCGCGCUCGCCCUGGCCGACGCGGGCAUUGAGAUGUACGACCUGGUGGUGGGUUGCGGCCUGAGCCGCGCGCCGGGGCCCUCGCCCACCUGGCUGUUGGAUCCCACGCGGCUCGAGGAGGAGCGCGCCGCUGCCGGCCUCACUGUGGCUCUCAUGCCCGUGCUCAACCAGGUGGCCGGGCUGCUGGGCAGUGGGGAGGGGGGCCCGACCGAGAGCUGGGUCGAGGCCGUGCGUCUGGGUCUCGAGGGCUGCCAGCGCCUCUAUCCUGUACUGCAGCAGUGCCUGGUGCGGGCUGCCCGCCGGAGGAGCGCCGCCGCCCAGUCCUGAACCAGAAGCCAAAGAAGUGACAGACGCCUCUUCUCCCCCAAAGGACCUGCACAGUCGGCUUCCAGACUGCACCGCCUUGAGAACUCAGAACAAGAGGGAGGAUUUGGGGAGGCGGGCACAGAACUGAUGCACUGGGCCGCUGUGUUGGAACGAUUUUUUUGCAAACUGUUCUGUUAAAGAUGGUUUUCUGCUUGAGCUGGCCCCCAACUGUGACCUAGUUAAGAAACCUGCGAAUGCAGUCUGACUCCCAAGUUGAAAAGGACUUCAGCUGGGCUUACCUGGAAAACGGGACCUGAAGGUACUGCUGUUUUGUGAGGGAUGGACCCUAUGCAGGCCGGCCAUAACUUCCUCCUAUGUAACUGGCCUGCGUUUGAGGGAAUGGACAAGGGGGCUGUGCCUCUCACUUAUAUCUGAGCUAAAACAAAACACAAACCCUUUUAUACCUGAAAAAGCCUUAUAUUGUGGUUCUUCUUGGUACAGGAUUUAAAAGAGCAAGGCUCUGCCGA